GUCAUCAUGGCGGAACUGUAAUGUCCAGGACGAGAGAACUGUACCAUCCGCCCCUGCAGUUCAUUUAUUUAUUUAUUUAUUUUAUCACAAACCUCCCCACAAUGACCAGGUGGAUUCCAACUAAAAAAGAGAAAUAUGGAGUGGCGGUAUAUAAUUACGACACCAGAGGAGAACAGGAGCUCUGUCUACAGGUGGGGGACACUGUGCAUAUACUGGAGACGUUUGAAGGGUGGUACAGAGGCUACACACUACGGAACAAAUCACAAAAGGGAAUUUUCCCAGCUUCCUACAUUCACCUGAAGGAGGCUAAAGUAGAAGGGACAGGCCAGCAUGAGAUUGUUAUCCCAGCGGAUCUUCCCCUGGUACAGGAGCUGGGUGCCACCCUCAGGGAAUGGGCACAGAUAUGGCACAAGCUGUACGUGAGCAACAAGACCACCCAGUUCCGGAAUGUUCAGCAGAUGGCUCACUGCCUGAUAGAGUAUCGAUCACAGAUCGUGUCCGGGACACUGCCAAAAGAUGACCUGGUGGAGCUCAAGAAGAAAGUCACCGCAAAAAUUGAUUAUGGAAACCGGAUUCUGGGUCUGGACUUGGUGGUACGGGAUGAAGCUGGGAACACGUUGGAUCCGGAUUUUACCAGCACAGUCAGUCUGUUCCGGGCUCACGAGACAGCGUCCCGCAGUGUUGAUGAAAGGAUACAGGAAGAGAAGAGCCGGCUCCAAAACUUGGAGAUGAGGAGACAGUCCCUCUUCAGCACGGUCCACACCUACAGUCUCUUCAUGAACCUGAAGAACUUUGUGUGCAACAUCGGAGAGGACGCCGAGCUUCUCAUGUCCCUCUAUGACCCUGACCAGUCCGAGUUCAUCAGUGAGAACUUCCUGGUACGAUGGGACAGCAGGGGUAUGCCUAAAGAAAUCGAGAAGCUCAACAACCUGCCUGCACUCUUUACGGAUCUGAGCAGCAGCGAUCUGAUCCGGCCGCGGGUGUUCCUGGUGUGCCAGAUAAUCCGGGUGGGAUGUAUGGAGCUGAAGGAGGGCAGAAAACACACGGGCGGUUUGAGGAGACCCUUCGGAGUGGCGGUAAUGGAUAUCACAGACAUCGCUCACGGGAAAUCGGACGACGAGGACAAACAGCACUUCAUCCCCUUUCAGCAAAUUGCAAUGGAGACUUAUAUUCGUCAGAGGCAGCUGAUCAUGUCCCCGCUGAUCCCGUCUAGGGUCAUCGGGGAGAACGAGCCACUCACUGCCGUCUUCAACAAGGUCAUCGCCACCCGGGAGGUCAACCACAAAGGCCAAGGACUGUUUGUGACUCUGAAGCUGCUCCCAGGAGAUCUGGCCCAGGUCCAGAAGGACUACCCCCACUUUGUGGACCGCAGCACGGCCAUCGUCAGGAAGAUGGGCUUCCCCGAGAUCAUCCUUCCAGGAAACGUCAGAAAUGACAUAUACGUGACGCUGCUGCAGGGGGAGUUCGACCGAGGAAAGAAGAAGACUCCAAAAAACGUGGAGGUGAUGAUGAGUGUGCUGAAUGAUGAAGGCACACCCAUGGAGAAAGCAAUAUUCCCUGGAGCUGGCUAUGACGGAAUCACGGAGUACAAGUCCGUCAUCUACUACCAGGUCAAACAGCCCUGCUGGAACGAAACAGUCAAGGUGGCCAUUCCCAUCGAAGACGUGUGUCGCUGCCACCUCAGGUUGAUGUUCCGCCACAGGUCUUCCCAGGACUCCAGGGACAAAUCGGAGAAGCCCUUCGGCAUGGCGUUCGUGCGGCUGAUGAAGUCUGACGGGACCACACUGCGGGACGGGAAACACGACCUGAUCGUCUACAAGGUUGAUGCCAAGAAGACGGAGGAUGCUAAAACAUAUCUGACUAUGCCUGGGUCAUGGGCAGAGGUUCAGGAGAAGGAGAAACAGACGGGGAAGGCUUUCCACAAUUCGGCCGUGAUCCCUGUAACCAAGGACAGCUUUCAGAUCGGCACUCUCACCUGCUCCACAAAGCUCACUCAGAACGUGGAUCUCCUGGGCUUGCUGAACUGGAGAUCCAACCCAGGAGAUCUGGAGCAGAACCUGCAGCGACUGAUGGAAGUGGAGGGAGGGGAGAUCGUCAAGUUCCUUCAGGACACCCUAGACGCCCUCUUCAGCAUCAUGAUGGAGACCUCUGAAAAGGAGACGUAUGACACCCUGGUCUUCAAUGCCCUGGUGUUCAUCAUCUCACUGAUUGGCGACAUCAAGUUUCAGCACUUCAACCCAGUACUGGAGACGUACAUUAGCAAGCACUUCAGCGCCACACUGGCGUACACGAAGUUGACCAAGGUGCUAAAUUACUAUGUGGGGCACGCAGAAGAAUCCACUCUGACGGAGAGGCUGUAUUCUGCACUCAAAGCCCUUAAGUACCUCUUCAGGUUUAUAGUCCAAUCCCGGGUUCUGUAUUGAGGUCAUGUUCCCGACCUCCCGUUUUUCAGAUUCUAUGGAAACAGUGAGGACGGUGACGCGUUCUUUAACUCCAUAAGGACGCUCUUUCCUGUCUUCAACACUUUGAUGGACAGGCCGCUGGACGAAGGGGUCAAGAUCAAAGGAGCAAUUCUGAAAUACCUCCCCACCAUCAUCAACGACAUCCAGCAUGUGUUCGAUCCUGUGGAGCUCAGUGUUCUUUUGACCAAGUUCAUCGAGAGCAUCCCUGACUCUCAGCUUGUGAGACAGAAGCUGGGCUGCAUGUGCAAGUUGGUAGAGAGUGACCUUUUCAAGCAGCCAGACUGUCGUGAUGUUCUUCUGCCCCUGCUCACCGAUCAGCUGAGUGGUCAGCUGGAUGACCACUCCAACAAGCCUGACUAUGAGGCCUGUGUCCAGCUGCUCAGCACUGUGCUGGACAACCUGGAUCGCAAGGAUGUGGGCCCCACCAGAGGUCAUGUGCAGCUGAUCAUGGAGCGACUCCUUCGCCGUGUCAACCGGACUGUCAUCAGCAUGAGCCGGAGCUCUCCUCUCAUCGGUCACUAUCUGGCCUGUAUGACAGCAGUUCUGAAGCAGAUGGACAACGCGCACUACACUCACUAUAUCAGCACCUUCAAAACCAGACAGGACAUCAUUGACUUCCUGAUGGAGACAUUCAUCAUGUUUAAGGACCUGAUGGGGAACGUUUUUCCCUCCGAUUGGAUGAUCAUGAACCUCCUGCAGAUGCAAGUGUUCCUGCGGGCCAUCAACCAGUACUCUGAUGUCCUCAACAAGUAUUUCCUGGACCAGGCACAUUUUCAGCUGGAGUUGUGGAACAAGUACUUCCACCUUACUGUGGCGUUCCUCACCCACAAGUCAUUGCUACUGGAAUCCUUCUCCCAAGAGAAACGCAACAAGAUCCUCAACAAAUACGGAGACAUGAGAAAGGCCAUUGGCUUUAGGAUCCGGGACAUGUGGUACAACCUUGGGCCUCAUAAGAUGAAGUUCAUCCCGUCCAUGGUGGGGCCCAUUCUGGACGCCACCCUGGUUCCAGAGCCGGACCUGAGGAAAGCCAUCAUCCCCAUCUUCUUCGACAUGAUGCAGUGCGAGCACAACUUCAGCCCCAACCACACCUUUCAGAUGUUUGAGAAUGAACUUAUUACUAAGCUGGAUCGCGAAGUAGAGGGAGGCAGAGGAGACGAACAGUACAAGAUCCUGCUGGAGAAAACGUUGCUGGAGCACUGCAGGCGUCACCGGUACCUGUUUCAGUCGGGGGAGUCCCUGGCCUUCCUGCUGAGCAGCCUAUUGGAGAACCUGCUGGCCUAUCGCACCAUCACCCACGACGAGAGCCCGGAACACCGCAUGAGCUGCACCGUCAAUGUGCUGAACUUUUACAAGGAGAAGAAAAGGGAAGAUAUCUACAUUCGGUACUUGUACAAACUACGGGAUUUGCACCUGGACUGUGAGAACUACACGGAAGCGGCCUACACACUCCUGCUACACGCUGAGCUUCUGCAGUGGUGUGACAAGCCUUGCGCGCCUCACCUCAUCCCCCGCGACGGCUCGCACAUCUGGACACAGCAGGAGCUGAAAGAGAGGCUCUUCCAGGAGAUCAUGUGCUACCUGGACAAGGGCAAGAUGUGGGAGAAAGCCAUCGAGAUGAGCAAGCAGCUGGCCAAGAUGCACGAGAACCAGAUGUUCGACUUUAUGGAGCUCAGCCAGCUACUGAAACAGCAGGCCCAGUUUUAUGAGAACAUCAUGCACGCCAUGCGACCCCAGCCUGAGUACUUUGCAGUGGGAUACUACGGCCUUGGAUUUCCCUCCUUCCUCAGGAACAAAAUGUUCAUUUACCGCGGGAAGGAGUACGAGUGGCUGGAGGACUUCAGUCAGAAGCUGCUCUCUCAGUUCCCUCUGGCGGUUAGGAUGACCAGCACUGCCGCCCCUGGGGAUGACAUCUGUAACUCCCAAGGACAACAUAUCCAGUGUUUCACCGUCAAACCGGUCCUCACUUUACCGAAACAGUUCAAGGACAAAGGAGUCCCCGAGCAGAUUCUGAAUUACUACAGAACUAAUGAGGUGGAUCAGUUCCAGUACUCCAGACCCUUCCGGAAAGGAGAAAAGGACCCAGAUAAUGAGUUUGCUACCAUGUGGAUUGAGAGAACAACCUUCACCACAGCCUACCACUUUCCCGGGAUCCUCAAGUGGUUUGAAGUGAAGUCCUUCUCCGUCGAGGAGAUCAGCCCCCUGGAGAACGCCGUGGAGACCAUGGAGAUGGCCAAUGAGAAGCUGAGCAACCUGGUGCAGCAGCAGGCCUGCGAUCGCUCGCUGCCCGUCCACCCACUCUCCAUGAUGCUCAACGGCAUCGUCGACCCCGCCGUCAUGGGAGGCUUCUCCAACUACGAGAAGGCAUUCUUCUGUGACUCCUACAUCCAAGAACACCCAGAAGAUUUUGAGCGCAUUGAGGUCCUCAAACAACUCAUUGCCCUGCAGAUGCCUCUCCUGUCCGACGGGAUACAGAUCCACGGCGAGAAAUCCACCGAACAGCUGAAGCCUCUGCACAACCGCCUGGUCACUUGCUUUGCAGACCUGAAGGAGAAGGUGGAGAAGCAAUAUGGAGUCAUCACUUUGCCCUGCUCCCUGACGGAGAGGAAGAAGAGCCGGGUGGGCUCAGUAGUGGUGCCCUACAUCAUGUCCUCCACCCUGCGGCGCAUGUCCACCGUCUCCCUCCUCUCCACCGCCUCCUCCGGCCUCUCCAGCGGCUCGGGCUCUUCAGAAGGAGGCCCCUCCCGGCCCUCCUCCCAGGAUUCCCUUUUGUCCCGAGUCAAUGACCGCCGGGCAUCGGUCCUGUCCCGCUCUGAAGAGGACAACAGGAUUGGCCGCAAGAACCGGAAGGAAUGGAGUGUGAGCAAGUCUCAAGUUCUGGUGGAGAGACCACUGGACACGGACGAGACUCCGCCAGAGAAGCAGCAGAGGCCGAAGAGCCUGCAGUUUGGGGACAGGCGCCUCACCCUGUCACUCUUCCAGGGUUCGUCCUCUCAGCUCAGCUUGUCCAGCCCUCUCAGCCCUCUGCCCGCCUCGCCAAGCACUCCACGCAGCUCCAGCUAUACAUCUCUCCCAGGUGACAACGACGUAACCACUGACCCCCCCGGGACCCCCCCACCCAUGCCACCGAAAAAACACCCCCACGAUGGCGACAGCCCCCGCAACUCCGCAGAGUUCAUACCCCCAUUACCAAUGAAGGUGGACAGCAGGCCUCCCCCACCUCCGCCCAAAACCCGCAAAUCCAUGUUCCCUUCAUAUGAACACGGCCUCCAAUGAGAGAACAGCCCCACACAUGCCCACCGCCCCUGAGUACAAUAAUAAUAUAGAGGUGGGUUGUUUGAGUCAGUUUGAAUGAUGGUGAGUGAUUCUUUUCUGAGUUUUAUUCUGAAUCGGAGAGGACAGUUAUGCGUGUUCUCUAUCAUGAUUGACUGUGAUUUUUGGCGUUUCAUUCUCAGUAGCUGGGUUUUUUAGCUUGUGUAGAAAAUAAAAUACUAGCACAUUUCAACUGAUGAUUUAAAUACAUAUUGUAUAUAUUGUUGUAUAAAUUGUUUGUAUUACUACUGGGAAAGGGUACGACCAAAGGUUUCUUUUGGGGUUUUUCAGUGUAUUGAACUGUCAUUGUGUCGAGAGGUUCAGUGUGUGUUUGGGGCAUUCUGUAUUAAAGCAACAGGUGUUCAAAUACUGAAUUAACACAUUUUCUGUAGCUGUUAUAUACGUGCUGUAUAGAAUACUGUAAUUAUACAAUAUUUGUUUUGUAAUGAGCAUCUCCACAGUUCACAAAGCGGUUGAACAUAAAUCUGUCGCAAUCACAGUAUGCCGAAACAAAUUAAUUUUGAACUAAAGCACACUUUUGAUGUCAUUCAUGAAGUUCAUUAAUUCAGCAUUAUUUCUGGAGUAUAGGUUUCAGCCAAAUGUGCAUAUUGGUUUACAACUGUAUGCAUAUUUAUUCAAAAGACCAUACUGCUUUCUCUUGCAAUUACUCAAUAUCAUCAAAAUGUUUCAUUUUCAGCUACAAGCACAUUGACUAUGCAUUCUGAGAGGGUAAUGAAAAAGCACACUAAAGAUUUCAAUACUGCUUUAAUUACCUCAUCAAUUAAAUCAGAUUAUUGUGACAUGCACUGUAUGGCUAUAUUGUAGAUGUGAUUUUUUUUGGUUUGUUUAUAACGAACAAAGUAAUGUAUCUCGAAAUUUUUGGCUUCUUUUGGAGGAAUGCUUCUUUUGAUAUUAUGGAACAGUGGCCCAAUGUAGUGUUUUUCCCCAACCAUGGUACAUCAGCUUGUUGUAAAAUUUUGACAUUUGUUGAUUAUUUGUUGCCUACUUUAAAUUAUUUCCUUGGUGAUCACAUUUAUUCAAGUUUACAACAUAACACUCAUUAAAUAGGUUAGGUAUUCUGAACAACACAAGCCAUGUACAUUAUAGUUUAUAACAAUGAACAAAUUUAUUACAUUAGGGCUAUAACAAAAAGUCUAAUUAUAUUUUAAUUAUGUUUCGUUUUAAAUAAAGUUGAUCUAAAGUGUUAUUUUGCAGGUAAUGGAAUAUUUUUGUAUACCUGCUCUAUGCAGUUUAUUUGUGCAUUUCUUUUUAUGUCAUAUUUUAAAGAAAACUAAAUAUAGGUUGCCAUUAUGAUUUUCAGUAUUGUAAAAUUAGAAUUUUCAGGGACCAAGACAAAAGCUUUCUGAAGGGAAGGGAACUGACUGUUUUAUUAAUUUUAUUUUCAAGCAAGUCAAACAAUCAUGGUACUGUAAAAGAAACUGUCAGAAAUAUGUAAAAGGGUGUAAGGUAAUGUUAGCAUGAUAUGUCAGACACUGAACUUUUUUAUCAAAUUGUAAAGCUAACCAAACAAUAAUAAAUGUUUAAACUACUGAAA
Conger conger (European conger) is the source of this 7326-nucleotide messenger RNA. RefSeq names its product dedicator of cytokinesis 5 (gene dock5). Gene Ontology annotation, cellular component: cytoplasm; plasma membrane. Gene Ontology annotation, biological process: small GTPase-mediated signal transduction; cell migration. Gene Ontology annotation, molecular function: guanyl-nucleotide exchange factor activity; small GTPase binding. The record is from RefSeq and is a predicted model, not a curated record. NCBI's taxonomy places the organism in Eukaryota, Metazoa, Chordata, Actinopteri, Anguilliformes, Congridae.